AUGGAAAGCAUGGAUGCACUUCUCGCAAACCAAAUUGCAGUAACUGUAGUACAGUUUAAACCCCCGCAGCCCCCUAUCCAUAAAAUAGCAAACUCUUCAUUUGGAGCAAUCACUCUCGACAAAAUGGACCCUUGCACCUCGUACGAUGUACAUGUGGAGGCAUUUCGAGGUGCAGUCAGCAUUUUGUCUUACGUCGGAACAAUUGAAACACCACCCACUGAAAUUAGUCACGUUUUGUUUUCUUUUGUCAUUUUUGGUCCAAUUCUACUGACUCGAAAUGAUUUGGCUUUACAAUGGAAAACGGAGCAGAGUCGCCUGCAGGCAAAGUGUCAUUUACAUGCCAUUGCUACAAAGGGGGAAACUGUAAAUACGACAGUUUCAAAAGUGCUGCUCAUUUUGAUGAGAUAUUUCAACAAGUCAGAUCAGUUGUUAGGGUCUAAGGAACCCUAUGCUAAUGUUCCAGAACAAACUUUCAUCCUGCAUUCAAGAUCCUCUACCGAAGUUAAUCGUUAUCAUUCAAAUUAUAGUUUGAAGGUGGCCACUUUGCUAUUGGCAGUGGGGAAUUCGAUACGGACUCUAUUAUCACCAAACUGGUGCCUAUGGCAAGCAUGUAAAUUAGCUGCAGUGAAAUAUGCUACUUGUGGCAAAACUGCGCGGUUUAAAUAUAUUCACACUAGAUUCAAGCACGAUAGCUUGCCAAAUGACGCCGACUUUCUUACAGUGAAUAGCAAACGUACCAGAAGGGAAAAGGUUAGGUCUGUUUUGACAGAAAAAAUUAACCGUAAAUUUAACUUAUUUUAUACCAAAAAAGCUUUCGCAACAGCUCGCUUAAUUAGUCAAUUUCAAGGUCAUUGUCUGCAUUUUAGUACUUUGUCUGCUGGUUUGGAUAUGAUGGGUUUAUGGGGUGUGGAUACAGCUGCAGUGUCCGCCGAAGGGUACUUGCGUAUGCUCCUCUACAUUAAUGAACGUGAUCGCAUAUUCAGCAACAUCAGCAGAUGCAAUUUGAACAAACACAAGCCGAGCUCAAAAGAGGAUGACUUUAAAAUACGUUGGUUGAUUGUUUAA
Echinococcus granulosus is the source of this 1065-nucleotide messenger RNA. RefSeq lists its product as hypothetical. Bases 1 to 1065 code for a protein of 354 amino acids. The record is from RefSeq and is a predicted model, not a curated record. The transcript has 8 exons. NCBI's taxonomy places the organism in Eukaryota, Metazoa, Platyhelminthes, Cestoda, Cyclophyllidea, Taeniidae.